Scutellospora calospora is the source of this 595-nucleotide messenger RNA. The record is from the annotation of a GenBank genome assembly. NCBI's taxonomy places the organism in Eukaryota, Fungi, Glomeromycota, Glomeromycetes, Diversisporales, Gigasporaceae.
AUGGGAGUCCCCUCAGAGAUGCCUAAAAGUCCUAAAAACAAAAUGCCUAGACAAUUAGAAGUUAAUGCCCAGUUCCUUAGAAACGUCUUUAAAUUACAUCGAAUGUUUAGAGACACUAACGUCGCAGAAGUUCGAAUAAUAGCUGAUCAAAUCUCUUUUUAUAACUCACAGAGCGAACCUGUGGACCUUUCCAUCUCAAUGGAUAUCUCUACUAACCCCUUUACAAGAGCCCUAAACUCUUAUUUCGAAGACCUUAGAUGUUCUGGACUUCCAACCCAUCCCCCCGAAGAGGUUCUUGGGAAAUGUUUAGAAGAAAUGGCCUGGGGAGAUCUUGUUCGAGAAAGGUUGCAGGAAAAAUUUACAGAAACUCCUCCAGUUCAGACUAUUCCUAACGUUAAUAAUAACAACAAUCUGGUUAUGCAAGAAACCCUCCAGGCUUUAUUGGCUCUAAUCAACAAUUCUACGACUGAGAAUAACCAAGAGGACCAGGCCUCAUAUAUUGGAAUAUAUGAAGUGCAAAACCAAGAUGACACUGCAGGUUUAGGCGAAACUGAAGAACUUCUAAUUCCGGAUAUCGACGUAGUUAUGGAGGAUA